This is a messenger RNA of Perca flavescens (yellow perch), 2628 nucleotides long. It is a transcript of the gene nsun3, whose product is annotated as NOP2/Sun RNA methyltransferase 3. Gene Ontology annotation, cellular component: mitochondrial large ribosomal subunit. The transcript is spliced from 7 exons. The coding region runs from base 772 to 2190 and encodes 472 amino acids. Gene Ontology annotation, molecular function: RNA methyltransferase activity. Gene Ontology annotation, biological process: rRNA methylation. NCBI's taxonomy places the organism in Eukaryota, Metazoa, Chordata, Actinopteri, Perciformes, Percidae. The record is from RefSeq and is a predicted model, not a curated record.
UGACUUUGUUUCACACAUAGACUGUAUGGUUUCGCAGCGUUAUCGUAACGUUAUCUCACAUCCCGUUCGCGGAUAAUGACAUGGCUGGAUAGCUAGAUUGUCUUGUUGUUCAAAAUACUGUCACAUUAUUUUUACUGAUUGCCGCAACGUUAGCUAGCCCCUCCUGUGACCUCAGCACUGUGCAAAGUAACGUUAACUUAUUAAUUCCACAAGUUGGUCACAUAGCGUUCCCUACAUAGCAUACAUCUAAAGAAAAACCUUUAUCUUAUUUCUGUCACUUGUUGUCCAGCAACGGGUUUUUAAAACGGUAUUUUGAGUGCAGCGAUGUCCGCUAUCUAGGCGAAAUAUUGAAGUGUUUAACCAAAUUUCAGCGGAAUGUUUAGCUACGUAACUAGCGUCUAGCUAAUAACGUAGAGAAGAAGCAGUACGGCUGCAACGGCACGGACUGGGCAGAGGUUACAGCCGUAUACGUACCCGGGCAAACAUUUUAUUAUCCUAGGCAGAGUAUCUGUGGGACCACACAAAUGUAUUUUAAGAUACUGAAUAACGGGAAACGAAAUAUAAUUUGAUUUUAAGUUUUCCGUUAGGAAUCCAAUGUGUGUACGAAGUUCUGAGGUCGCAAAUUGGGAAAAGUUAAACAUCAACCACAACAACACAAACGGUGACACUAUUUCUUGUUUAGCGAGGUGAGCAAUUCUUAAAGUCAAUGGUUUGAUGAGGCAUCAACGAAGGGGUGAUGUUUUAUUACACUUACAAAAGACGCUGCCAUAGAUGUAUAUCUAUGAGACGCUGCGACGAAAGGAAAAUCAGCCGUUUGUCAGGUGGAACCAAAGAAAGACGUUCAGAGUGGAUGGGAGGACGGAUUUUACCAACCAGUCUUGCAGUACGUGGAGGAUAAUUUGCUUCAAAACUCCAAAGCCAACGCCGACAGCUCUGUGUUGGUCGGUUAACUGUCACACGGGUCCCGAGGCGGUUUUAGGAGCCCACCAUAACCAGGUAACAAAAAGGCGCAGAAAAGAAAGAUCUUCAUGUCAGCUAGUACUGGAGCGCUUUGACCAGCAGUACAGUCAGGAACUUGGAGACCUGUGGUCUUCUGCAAGAGCAGUGCUCCUGGACCCUCACUCUUGGCAGUAUGGGGUCAUGCUCAACCGCUUCACCACUGUGACAGGCAUCACACAGACUCUCCAAUCACAGGGCUUUUCCACAUUGCUGCCAUGUGCUGCAGUGUCUAAAUACCAAGCAGGCUCUCUGUUGCCACCUGACUACAUCUCCAAGUGCCCUCCUAAUGACUCCCUUCUCCAACCUGACAGCACCUCUCAUGAGCUCUGUCAAGACUUUCAGUCAGAGCCUUCUCUUAGUUUGCCCCGUCCUACAUUACAAUGUUACAUCCAUCCAUAUCCACUGCGGUUUCCCUCUCAGGCUCACAGGCCUGGCCAGCUGAAGCAGUACUACCUCCUGAAUGCUGCCUCCCUGCUUCCAGUGCUGGCUUUGCAAGUCAGAGAUGGGGAGAAGGUUUUGGAUCUUUGCUCUGCCCCUGGGGGCAAAGCUUUAGCCAUAACACAGUGUGCCACCCCAGCACUUCUCUGCUGUAAUGAACCCGACCCUCACAGACGGGACUGGCUGGCCAAAACUCUGGAGUCUUUUCUGCCUCAGUCACUAAUCAGCAGAGUGAUUGUGUCGGCACAGGACGGACGGUCUUUUGGGCAAAGUGAAGCAGGAACAUAUGACAAGGUUUUAGUCGAUGCUCCAUGUUCUAACGACAGGAGCUGGUUGUAUUCUUGCAGCAGCCAGCAGGGGGAACAGAGACUGAAGGAAAGAGCCAAGCUGCCAGCGCUCCAGGCUCAACUGCUUAGGUCUGCGCUGUCAGCGGUGCGUCCAGGAGGUGCUGUGGUCUAUUCAACUUGCACUCUGUCCAGCUCUGAGAACUGUGCUGUGGUUGAGACAGUGCUGAAUGACUGUCCAGAGGCGGAUCCCGAAGACCUGUGGGAGGAGAUUGCCAUUCCUUUAGCAAAAUACUUCACAUUUAGCCCUGCUCACCCUGGUCAUGGACAAACACCUCACAAGCCAUCCCUGCAGCCACAGAAUGGCACUUUGUCCCCUUAUCGCCACAGACUCGGCAUUUUAGUGGUUCCUCAGCCCGGAAAGACCUGGGGGCCAAUGUUUUUGUCUCGGAUCAGAAGAAGGAAAUAGUGUGUAUCCUCCUGUGCGGAAAAGAUAUUUGGAAACAAGUGGCUAAACAUACACAUUUGCUUUGUACAACAUUUGUCACCUGUGGGUUUUUUAAGAUGCAAAGUAUCUUAUGGAACUGGCAUGUAACUCACUCACACAAACUGACAAACAGAAAUUCACAUUUGAUAUACCAAUGUUGUGUUAAGAACUUUUUUUUUCUGCUGCCCCCAAAUGGCAAAAACAAUAAAUAAUCGCAGGUUUCAUUGUAUUUUUUUAGCCUCUGCAACCCACCCCUUAUUUAUUAUUAUGAUUUAUCGUUUAUGGCAACUAUAGAAAACUACUGACACUGCACAUGUACAAUUCAAUGAUAUCGACUGAAAUUUUUUUUUUUAAGUGCUUCACAUUUAUAACGGUGUGUCCACAUGGUAUAAUAAAAUUGAUAAUACUAUAAGACUGCAA